AGGAGGGAGGGAGGACCGGCCGGAGGGUCCAUCCGUCCAUCCGUCCAUCCCGGCGGGCGUCCGGCCGGCUGUCCGGGCAGGGGGCGAGGAAGGAGGUGCGGCCCGCCGGAGUGCCCCGGGCCCCGGGCCCAGCGCCCCGCCCCAGGUCCUUCUUCUGCCUUGGGUCCUGGUGCACCAGUGCCUUGACUGAGGUCUCCUGUUUUCCAGCCUGAGAGGGCUCUUCAGAAGCAGGCGAUGGAAAUCCUUGCAGAAUUGGUGCUGGCAUCCUUAGCAAUUCUCUCUUUUUCUGCCUGGAGUCCAGCCCAGAGCUCCCCGGGCACCUACGGGCCCAUCUUUGAGGACCAACCCAUCAGCGCCCUCUUCCCCGAGGAGUCGAGAGAGGAGAAGGUUACCUUAGCCUGCCGGGCCCGGGCGAGCCCCCCGGCCACUUACAGAUGGAAGAUGAAUGGCACCGAGAUGAAGCUGGAGCCCAACUCCCGCUACCAGCUGGUCGGGGGCAACUUGGUGAUCACAAAUCCCGUGAAAGCCGAGGAUGCGGGCGCCUACCAGUGCCUGGCCUCCAAUACCCUGGGCACUGUGGUCAGCAGAGAAGCCUUCCUCCGCUUUGGCUUCCUGCAGGAAUUCUCCAAGGAAGAGCGGGAUCCAGUGAGAAUCACCGAGGGCUGGGGGGUCAUGCUGCCCUGCAAUCCCCCUGCCCACUACCCAGGCCUGUCAUACCGCUGGCUCCUGAAUGAGUUCCCCAACUUCAUCCCCGCCGACGGACGCCACUUCGUUUCCCAGAUGACGGGGAACCUGUACAUCGCCCGCACCAACGCCUCCGACCUGGGCAAUUACUCCUGCCUGGCCACCAGCCACAUGGACUUCACCACCAAGAGUGUCUUCAGCAAGUUUGCCCGGCUCAACCUGGCGGCCGAAGAUCCCCGUCAGUUCUCCCCCAGCAUCAAGGCCCGGUUCCCCUCGGAGACCUACGCGCUAGCAGGCCAGCAGGUCACCCUGGAGUGCUUUGCCUUUGGAAACCCUGUUCCCCGGAUCAAGUGGCGCCGAGUGGAUGGCACACUGUCCCCGCAGUGGGCAGAGGGCGAGCCCACCCUGCAGAUCGCCAAUGUCGGCUUCGAGGACGAGGGGACCUACGAGUGCGAGGCCGAGAACACCAAGGGCAGGGACACCGUCCAGGGCCGCAUCAUCGUGCAGGCUCAGCCCGAGUGGCUCAAGGUGAUCUCUGACACGGAGGCCGACAUCGGCUCCGACCUGCGCUGGACCUGUGCGGCGGCCGGGAAGCCCCGGCCGACGAUGCGCUGGCUCCGAAACGGGGACCCGCUGGCCAGUCAGGCUCGACUGGAGGUGUCUGGUGGAGAGUUGAAGUUUUCCAAGCUCGCCCUGCAGGACUCGGGCAUGUACCAGUGCGUGGCAGAGAAUAAACACGGUGCCAUCUAUGCCAGUGCCGAGCUGGCUGUACAAGCCCUGGCUCCUGAUUUCCGGCUGAACCCGGUGAAGAGGCUGAUCCCGGCCGCCAGGGGAGGGGAGGUCAUUAUCCCCUGCCAACCUCGCUCCGCCCCUCGGGCCGUGGUGCUUUGGAGCAAAGGGACAGAGCUCCUCACCAACAGCAGCAGAGUGACCAUCACCCUCGACGGCACCUUGAUCCUGAGGAAUCUCAGCCGGUCAGACGAGGGAAAAUACACCUGCUUUGCCGAAAACUUCAUGGGCAAAGCCAACAGCACCGGAACGCUCUCGGUCCGAGAUGCAACAAAGAUCACCCUGGCACCCUCCAGCGCAGACGUCAACCUGGGGGAGAACUUGACCCUUCAGUGCCACGCCUCCCACGACCCCACCAUGGACCUCACCUUCACCUGGACUCUGGACGACUCCCCCAUUGACUUUGACAAGCCCGACGGGCACUACCGGAGAGCCAGCGCGAAGGAGGCCAUCGGAGACCUGACCAUUGUGAAUGCCCAGCUGAGACACGCGGGCAAGUACACGUGCAUGGCUCAGACGGUGGUGGACAGUGCAGCCGAGGCUGCCACUCUACUCAUCAGAGGUCCCCCCGGCCCCCCCGGGGGUGUGGUGGUGAGAGACAUCAGCGACACAACCGUGCAGCUCAGCUGGAGUCGGGGCUUCGACAAUCACAGCCCCAUCGCAAAGUAUACCAUCCAGGCCCGCACUCUACCCGCCGGCCAGUGGAAGCCCGUUCGAACCGAGCCGGUGAACAUCGAGGGCAACGCGGAGACGGCCCGGGUGUUGAACCUCACCCCUUGGAUGGACUAUGAGUUCCGGGUUGUGGCCAGCAACAUCCUGGGCACCGGGGAGCCCAGCGGACCGUCCAGCAAAAUAAGGACCAAGGAAGCAGCUCCCUCAGUGGCUCCGUCGGGACUGAGCGGAGGAGGCGGGGCGCCGGGGGAGCUCAUCAUCAACUGGACGCCCAUGUUGCGGGAAUACCAGAACGGCGAUGGCUUUGGCUACCUCCUGUCCUUCCGCAAGCAGGGCUCGGUGGACUGGAGGACCACCAGGGUCUUCCAGGCCGAGUCCCUGCACUACGUCUACCGCAACGAGACCAUCCAGCCCUACACGCCCUUCGAGGUGAAGAUCCGCGGCUACAACCGGAAAGGGGAGGGGCCCGAGAGUCUCACGGCCAUCGUGCACUCCGCCGAGGAAGAGCCGCGUGUGGCCCCGGCGAAGGUGACGGCGAAGGCGGCACUGGCCUCAGAGGUGGAUGUGACAUGGGAGCCUGUGACUCGAGGUGACACAAACGGUGUCCUCCUGGGAUAUGAGAUCCGCUAUUGGAAGGACGGCGACAAGGAGGCAGCAGCCGACCGGGUGAGGACGGCAGGGCUGGAUACCACGGCCCGGGUCACUGGCUUACACCCCAGCACCAAGUACCACAUCACUGUCCGGGCCUACAACCGGGCGGGCACCGGGCCUGCCAGCCCCUCCGCCAACGUCACCACCAUGAAGCCACCUCCGAGGCGGCCACCCGGCAACAUCUCCUGGAUGUUCUCCACCUCCAGUAUCACCAUCAAGUGGGACCCAGUGGUCCCACUUCCAGAUGAGUCUCCCAUCACCGGUUACAAGAUGCUGUACCGACAGGACUCGCACUCAGCACCCACCCUUCACGUGACCAACAAGAACUGGAUUGAGAUUGCAGUGCCCGAGGGCUCCAGUCACGCCCUGGUGCAGAUUCGUGCCACAGGGCCAGGGGGUGAUGGAGUCCCGGCUGAGGUCCACAUCCUCAGGAACGGAGGCACAAGCAUGAUGGUGGAGAAUUCUGCUGUCCAGCCGGCUCCGCCUCUACUGACCCUCCUCACCUGCUUCCUGGUGCUGUGGGUGUGGAUUGGCUGUAAGGAGCUCUGAUCCCAGUGCCCACCCCCUUGCCCUCCCCUGGUGGUCCCGGACAGAGGGGCAGCCACCUCAAGAUGGGUGGGACCAAUCAGCCCCGGGCGCCCCCGCCCCCGGUUGCCACAUGGCCUCCACACCCCGAGAGGGGUUGGUUUUAAAGAGUGAAUUUACAAAAUACCACUUUUUUUAGAAGAUAGGACAUUUCAUACAAGACUCCAACGAGGAUUUUUUUUUCUAAAACGAGGGGGAAGGGCCGGAGGGAAGAAUUCCUCACUCAUCCUGACUCCCAGACCCGCAGGACUGCUGCCUCUCGAAGCCACGAAGCGGAAUCCCUGGGUGGCUGCCGGGGGAGGAUUUUUAACACCCCUUCUUUGGGCUGACGGGGCCAAAACUGGGGCACAAGUGGAUCCGGCUACCCUGAACUGAAGUGGUCCAGGGAGAUGAGAAGCGGGAAAGUGGGCAGAAGGGGAAGGAGGAAGUAAAGACUACUUUAAAGGAAAA
Ornithorhynchus anatinus (platypus) is the source of this 3831-nucleotide messenger RNA. It is a transcript of the gene CNTN2, whose product is annotated as contactin 2. Gene Ontology annotation, molecular function: protein binding. The record is from RefSeq and is a predicted model, not a curated record. Bases 235 to 3345 code for a protein of 1036 amino acids. The transcript has 23 exons. Lineage: Eukaryota; Metazoa; Chordata; Mammalia; Monotremata; Ornithorhynchidae.